CGUUGUUGAGUCGAGAUCUGCAGUAGAAAAAUUUCAGCUGUUGAACAGAAACGAAGUUCUCAAGUUCAGCUGUAGGUGUAGUGUUGUGGAUAUGUGAGAGUUGUGGAGAUGGCGAAUGACGAGUCUCUGUACCCCAUUGCUGUGCUUAUCGAUGAGCUAAGAAAUGAGGACGUCCAGUUACGGCUUAACUCUAUCAAGAAACUCUCCACGAUUGCUAUCGCAUUGGGAAUUGAACGUACACGAAAUGAGUUGGUUCCUUUCCUGACGGACACUGUUGAUGACGAGGAUGAGGUGUUAUGGGCUUUAGCUGAACAGCUUGGGGCUUUCAUAGACCUUGUUGGUGGACCGGAAUAUGCUCACUGCUUGCUGCCACCAUUGGAGAGCUUAGCAACAGUUGAGGAGACAGUAGUCAGGGAUAAAGCUGUGGAAUCACUGGUUGCUGUGGCUGAGCAACAUUCGCAAACUGACUGUGAGGCACAUUUCGUACCUCUUGUGAAACGCUUGUCCCAGGGCGACUGGUUCACGUCUCGGGCUUCGGCAUGUGGAUUGUAUACUGUUGCCUACAAGCUGUCCUCAAAGAGCAUACAGGGUGAAUUGAGGCAGCACUUCCGCUCCUUAUGCUCUGAUGACACACCAAUGGUGAGACGCUCAGCUGCGAGCAGGCUGGGCCAAUUUGCCAAGGAGAUGCACCUGGACUACGUGAAGAGUGACAUUGUGCCACUGUUUGCGCAGUUGGCUGGCGACGACCAGGACUCUGUACGCCUGUUGGCCGUUGAGUCUGCGGCACCCAUUGCAGCGCUGCUGAACCAGGCCGAUGUUGAGUCAUUGAUCAUGCCAGUGGUUCGCAUGGCAACGACAGAUAAAUCAUGGCGUGUACGCUACAUGAUCGCGGACAAGUUUGCGGACCUUCAGAACUCGGUAAAUCCCAACACGAAUCGCACCGAACUCGUUCCGGCGUAUAGCUCGCUUCUCAAGGACCCGGAAGCGGAGGUCCGCGCUGCAGCGUGCCAAAAGCUCAAGAUUUUCUGCAACAAUCUGCCGGAGGAAAGUCGUGCUAGCGCGAUCCUGGAGGAGAUUCUCCCGUGUGUGGAGGGACUGGUUUCAGAUGCCAAUCAGCAUGUGAAGACAGCGCUGGCGUCGGUAGUGAUGGGCCUUGCACCGCUGCUCGGAAAGGAGCCGACUCUAGAGUACCUGCUGCCCUUGUUCCUGACUCAGCUGCGCGACGACUGUCCCGAGGUACGGCUCAACAUUAUCAGCAAUCUGGAUGCAGUCAGUAAGGUCAUUGGCAUUGGUCAGCUCUCACAGUCACUGCUGCCUGCUAUUGUUGAGCUUGCGGAGGACCAGAAAUGGCGUGUGCGGUUGGCGAUCAUCGAGUACAUGCCGCUCCUGGCCAACCAGCUCGGCGUGGAGUUCUUCAACGAGAAAUUCAACCCACUCUGCAUGACGUGGCUUGCUGACAAUGUGUAUGCGGUGCGCGAAGCAGCUGCCAGCAACCUGCGGCGUCUUGUCGAAGCGUUUGGCUCGGACUGGGCCAAGGUUCACCUCAUUCCCAAGGUGCUGGCAAUGUCGCAGGACCCGAACUACUUGCACCGUCUGACGACGCUGUUCUGUAUCAACGUCCUAGCGGGCGUUGUCAGCAGUGACAUUGUCAACACGAGCAUCGUGACCGCCCUGCGGCAGCUGGCCGGUGACAGUGUGGCAAAUGUGCGCUUCAACGUGGCCAAGACCGUCAAGCACAUCUCCAGUACGUUAGGAGAGGACGUCGUUGAAUCGUCCAUUCGGCCGGCUCUCCAGCAGCUAGCAACCGACUCCGAUAUUGAUGUCAAAUUCUACGCGCAAGAGGCCCUGACGGCAGUUGCAUGACAGGCAACUGCACCAUCAGUAGGCCAACAGUGCUAUCUGGAUUUAGACUGACUUCACGGCUUGUGUUCCUCGCCAACACUCUAUUCUAUAUUCUUGGUGUCCCCUCUCUGAUGUGGACGGACAAAGUUGCUUUUAUCACUAUUUGAAUACUGGAGUAGUCAGUUGGCUGCCAUGCGUCCAAUUUCUCGUCAAAUCGUCACCAUCAGCGUAUUGUGGCUACAUGGGAAAGUAAGUUGUUCACAGGUUGCCGAUAGGCUUGUAUAUGCCAUUGGAAGUCCUAGCCCGCACCGGCGUGCUGCCGUGCGGCGUGAUCCAGACACUGUGUUUAUUCAUGCCUUAGUUAACGUGUUCCCUAGCAGAGGCCGUCCUAUCCACUGCGCUCCGCGUUGGCCGCUUUCCUUCCUCGUGGUGGCAGCGCUCACUCUUGCCCCCUCUGCUGUCCCUUUCCCUUUCGUUUCCAAUCUGACCGACUCUCCAACUGCAUGUCCUCUGUUAGUUCUUUUAUUGUUCAAUCUUGACCAACUGUGUAUAGACUUCAGAUUUCUCCAUUGGCCAACCGCUGCCACGUUGGCCUCGGCUCCCACUGUACAGCCCCUGUCCCAGACUAACUUUUACGCACGUGCAUCUUAUGUUUUUGAGCCUCCGGCACAUGCAGGGCGAUUUUAACUGCUGCUGCGUCUGCAGGUUUUUAAUAUCCGGUCGCUGCUUCCACUCGGUCUGCAUUCAGAUGUCUAUUCUCGUUGUUGUCAGCUGUUGUCUUUACUGUAUGUUUCUUUAUUAUUAUUCUUACUUCUUAUUAAAAAUAAUAAUAACAAAGGCCCCGUGUCUGUAAAUCCAUCCGGCUGACACUGGUGCCUGCGGCGGCCAGCUUAGUGCAAGCACACUCUGCUCCCAGCUCCGAAUCCAACUAGCUCGUUGUUGCAUGUGUUCCCCAUCCGCUUUAGCAGGAUGCUUUCGUCUCCCAUUGUUGGUACCCCGACCGUCUAGUUUUCGUUCCUGCUUCGCUGGUACACUUUUACACAGCUGAAUUCUGCUUUUUUUUUUAUGUUUCGUUGUAGCUCUUUUGAUUAUGUGGUUAAAUUUACGCUUCGUCUCAAGUGCAUGUGGCAGACAACUUGCACUGUACAUUUAGUGGGCCAGUUUUUCUGUCCCCUUCACCAUCUCAUUUUAUGACAAUGGGUUUUUUUUAUUGAUGCUCCUGUUUCUCUA
This is a messenger RNA of Sycon ciliatum, 3072 nucleotides long. RefSeq names its product serine/threonine-protein phosphatase 2A 65 kDa regulatory subunit A alpha isoform-like. Gene Ontology annotation, biological process: protein dephosphorylation. Bases 109 to 1863 code for a protein of 584 amino acids. The transcript has 2 exons. The record is from RefSeq and is a predicted model, not a curated record. Gene Ontology annotation, cellular component: protein phosphatase type 2A complex; cytoplasm. Gene Ontology annotation, molecular function: protein phosphatase regulator activity; protein binding. Lineage: Eukaryota; Metazoa; Porifera; Calcarea; Leucosolenida; Sycettidae.